Malania oleifera is the source of this 1239-nucleotide messenger RNA. RefSeq names its product L-ascorbate peroxidase, cytosolic. Gene Ontology annotation, molecular function: heme binding; peroxidase activity. The record is from RefSeq and is a predicted model, not a curated record. The transcript is spliced from 10 exons. Gene Ontology annotation, biological process: hydrogen peroxide catabolic process; response to reactive oxygen species; cellular response to oxidative stress. Lineage: Eukaryota; Viridiplantae; Streptophyta; Magnoliopsida; Santalales; Ximeniaceae. Bases 270 to 1019 code for a protein of 249 amino acids.
AACCGCACAUCUGUUACUUCAGAGCGAUCUACACCGUUCAAUCACAGACGCAACAAGGACCGCGAGAUUCAAUCGAUCCUACGGUCGAAGCAGGCUCUUGGAGUCUCCACGUUCAUCCAAACUCUUUAUAUCUCGUCCUCUCUAGCCAUCAGUUAAAGGCAGACAGCUGGGGCUUGUGUUCAGCCCGUGCCUCUUUCUUCGAGCUAGGGUUUUCUGGUUCUCGCUCUCUUCCAUUUUGAGCUCUAGCACUUGCGGAGAAAAUCGAAGCCAUGGGGAAGUCGUACCCGAAAGUGAGCCCAGAAUACGAGAAGGCCGUGGACAAAGCAAAGAAGAAACUCAGAGGCUUCAUUGCCGAGAAGAACUGCGCUCCUCUAAUGCUUCGUAUCGCGUGGCACUCGGCUGGGACCUACGAUGUGAAUACUAAGACCGGAGGACCUUUUGGAACGAUGAAGCACGCUGCUGAACUCGCCCAUGGCGCCAACAAUGGUCUUGAUAUUGCCGUUAGGCUGUUGCAGCCUAUCAAGGACCAGUACCCUAUCCUCUCAUACGCAGACUUCUAUCAGUUAGCAGGAGUUGUCGCUGUUGAAGUUACAGGUGGACCUGAGGUCCCUUUCCACCCUGGGAGGCAGGACAAACCUGAGCCCCCACCUGAAGGUCGUUUGCCUGAUGCUACAAAGGGUUCGGACCAUUUGAGGGAUGUGUUUUAUCGUAUGGGCCUCAGUGACAAAGACAUUGUUGCACUCUCUGGUGGCCACACGUUGGGGCGAUGCCACAAGGAGCGGUCUGGAUUUGAGGGACCCUGGACUCCUAACCCUCUCAUCUUUGACAACUCCUAUUUUACGGUACUUCUGGCUGGAGACCAGGAAGGCCUUCUGAUGCUGCCAACAGACAAGGCGCUCUUGACAGAUCCUGCCUUCCGUCCAUACGUGGAUAAAUAUGCUGCGGAUGAAGAUGCCUUUUUCGCUGAUUACGCAGAGGCUCAUCUGAAGCUCUCUGAACUAGGAUUUGCUGAAGCCUAAGGUGUUGGCGAAAAGAAGAUGGGUGGGAUGGUGGCUGGCUGGUGGGCUUGCCCUUUUCAUCGUUUUGUUUUUGAUUUUGAGGGAAACCACCCUGGUUAAUUGAUUGAAGUUGUUGGAAUGGUAUUUUGUUUAUUGUUGGUCAUGCAAAAACCAAAAUGUUAUGAAUGCUGUAAUGAUCGUCUUUAAGAAAUAAAUUUGUUGAAGGUAGUUGCUACUUCUA